AUGCAACUAUUAUCCACAUCUCACACGAGAUGGGAGGAAUUGACAAAAUCUGAACUGGAAGAUGCCCAAUUCCAUGUUCAGGAAAAUCCCCACAUAAAAGAGAAGAAAUCGAUUGAAAGAUGUCUCCUCACCGAUAAUGUGGAUGGGUUGCGACAAAAUGCCAUAAAUAACCCAUCUGGGCUGCUGGUCAGUUCAUUGAGAGCCACAGCUUGGCCAUUACUACUGAAUGUUCAACAUGAAUUGUCGCAGGACGCAAGUUCUCUAAAACCACAUCUGGAAGAGGGCCAAGUGAGAUUGGAUGUUGAUCGGAGCUACCUUCCGUCAGAUAAGCACCAUCUGCUGCAAAAUGUCAUUGUCAAGCUUCUUAGAAAUCAUCCAUAUUUACAUUACUAUCAAGGAUUCCAUGAUGUGGUAUCAGUAUUGCUUGUCACCCUUGACUAUGAUGAAACACUUACAUACGACAUUGCAGAGACAUUAUGUUUGCAUCACCUCAGGGACUUCAUGCUUGCAGAUAUGACGGGAACUACAGAUCUCUUACCCCUGGUAGUUGAUCUUGUAAAAGUCGCUGAUAAACGAUUUGGAGACCUUUUGGAGCUAAUCCCUCCAUUUUAUUCCCUUGCUUCAAUCAUUACCAUGUUUAGCCAUGAUCUAGACGUUCAAGACGUUGUGGUACUAUGGGAUUUUGCAUUUGCUAUGGGAAAUGUAACCCAGGCAUUAAUCUACUUAUAUGCUGUGUUGAUACUUAUCAAUAAACAGCAAAUUAUAGAUCAGGUAGUGGAAAUGUCAGGAUGUCAAAUUGAUACAAGCGUAACGUCUGCGCCAACAUUAAGUCGCCAGUUUGUUUUGGAGAAUACAGAUGCAUUCCACUUCACACUUUCUAACCUGACCAAGUGUUUUGGAACCAAUGGCAGCUCCAACCAAGAUCUUCUCACUCGCUGGAAGAACGAAACUCAGUAUCUCAUUAGCGUGGUCAAGUUAUCAGAUUUACCAACCUCCAAGGACAUUUUCUCAGGUUCUGCUAUCAAGCAACCUUCUUCUAGUAACAUUGAUUAUACCGUACGCCUGCAUACCAAGUAUCUGGUAGCGAGAAAGAGAAACCUAUCAGUUGUCAAGAAUUGUAAGAAGCUUCUUCAUAGGAACAGCAACAACCUCAAGCUGUUGCUCAAAGUAUCGGUGACGGUUGGUAUUUUAUCCCUUGUACUUGGUCGCUGUCUGGAACAUAACCAAUAUGUGGGUCUUCCCUUUCAUCAUCGCACAUGGCGUGAUAUGUGUAAUACAAUUUGGAGAUUUUAA
Komagataella phaffii GS115 is the source of this 1293-nucleotide messenger RNA. Its product is annotated as Rab GTPase-activating protein. Gene Ontology annotation, molecular function: GTPase activator activity. Lineage: Eukaryota; Fungi; Ascomycota; Pichiomycetes; Pichiales; Pichiaceae. Gene Ontology annotation, biological process: positive regulation of GTPase activity; endoplasmic reticulum to Golgi vesicle-mediated transport. The record is from RefSeq and is a predicted model, not a curated record. Bases 1 to 1293 code for a protein of 430 amino acids. The transcript has a single exon. Gene Ontology annotation, cellular component: endoplasmic reticulum membrane.